Pelecanus crispus (Dalmatian pelican) is the source of this 847-nucleotide messenger RNA. Lineage: Eukaryota; Metazoa; Chordata; Aves; Pelecaniformes; Pelecanidae. The record is from RefSeq and is a predicted model, not a curated record.
GGAGAAGAUAAUUUCACUUACUGUCCAGCAACAGGCCUAGCUAAAGGAAAUGAGCACUCAGAAUUUGCUGGCUGGGCAUUUCCAUUUCCAGGGGUGUUUCUGAUGGAGGAGUUCAUUAGCGAAGAGGAAGAAUCUGAGAUAGUUGAACUGAUGGAUCAAGAUGACUGGAAACCAUCACAGUCUGGCCGAAAGAAACAGGACUAUGGACCCAAAGUGAACUUUAAGAAACAAAGGUUGAAAUCUGGCAGCUUUACUGGUUUGCCAAGUUUUAGUAAAAAGAUUGUGGCACAAAUGAAGGUCUGCUCUGUACUAGGCGGUUUCUUACCUGUUGAACAAUGUAAUCUGGACUACGUGCCAGAAAGAGGUUCUGCCAUCGACCCACAUUUUGAUGACUGGUGGCUUUGGGGAGAGCGUCUGGUUAGCUUAAACUUGCUCUCAAAAACUGUGCUAUCCAUGUCUUGUGAUUCAGAGGACAGUAUCCAAUUAUUUUCCACUUUCAGUAAAGAAAACAGCGAAUUAAGUCUCCCUGGAUCUUUUACACAGACGUCAGCGUGCAAAAAUUCAGGCAACGAGGGAAUCAACUGCAUUUUAUCCCCAAGGCUUGUUCCAAGUAAAGAAGUGACUGUUGCCAUUCACUUACCCCGAAGGUCUCUGGUGGUGCUGUAUGGUGAUGCACGGUACAAGUGGAAACACGCAAUUUACCGCAAGCAUAUAGAGCAUCGCCGAAUCUGUGUCACCUUCAGGGAGCUGUCCGCAGAGUUCAGCGCCGGAGGUAGGCAUGAAGAACUGGGUAAAGAACUGCUAGAAAUAGCUCUUUCAUUUCAAGGAAGACCAGUGUGAUCAGCAA